AUGUAAUAAUUGGAAACUCAAUAUUGCUAUUAUAGUAAUUUCAAUUUAUUCGAAAGCACAUCUCAAUUAUUAAAGAAAGAUAAGUUUGUUAAAUCAUUAUUACAAACUUUAGGUGAGGAAUGGCGCAUAUAUGCAGGGUAAGCAAUUACUAUAGAAUUGGAUGGAUAAAUACAUCAUUUGGCAUGGUAAUUUUGUUUUGAGAAUUUAUUAUUUGCUUGGUUGGAAAAUGAAGAUUCACAAUAUUUAGAAUUCUAUGAUAAAUCAAUUUAACGUAUAAGUCCAUACACUAUAGGUAUCAAUAAAUAAAAUUUAAAUUAGAUGUUGUUUAUUUUAGACCUGUAAUUGAUGGAUUCUUCUAUUCUGCUUAAUAAUUAUGGCAAAAGAUGAGAUUAAGUAGGCCACCUUCAUAGGAAUCGAUAAAAUCUUUAGAUUAAAUAAAAUAAGAGGAAAUUAAACCAAUGUCAAAUAUAUUAAAACCUCUGGUGAUUGUUAGUGAAAGGAUUAUAAAUUAUUUUAGAAAGGAAGAAUAAGCUUAAGCUUAAAGAAUUGAAUAUCCUCAAUAUUAAUAGCCAAGUUGGAAAUAAAUCUCUAAACUUACAGAAGAUUCUUUACCACUUGAUUUAGUGGAGAAUGCAUACAUAUAUGUGAGUUAAUUCAUAUAAAAAACUUACAAAAAUUGUCAAGUUGCUAAAUCAUUUAUUGUUAAUAUAAUUGAACUUAAUCAUGAAGUAUUAAGUAAAUUUUAGAUUUAAAAUUAAUAAAUUAAAAUUAGAAUCAUGUAACCAUCUAGUUUAAUGUAUGAUAAUUUAUUAUCAAUUUGGACAUUAGCAAAUGCAGGAAUUUAACCCUAAUAUUUUGAUUUAAUUGAUAGGGCAAAAUCUUUAUUAGGAAAUAACUGGAAAGAUAAUUUUAAAUAGCCUAUUGAAGUAUUUUUUUAGAUGAUGGCAAAAUUGUAUGGAAAUAUUAUUUUAAAUCCAUAAAUAAAGUCAGAAGAUUAAUUAAAUCAUUUGUUAUAAAACGUAAGAAUUCAAAUGGCUUAAUUAUGGGAAUAGGAAAUAGUUUAAUCAACAUUAUAAAAAUAAUGA
This is a messenger RNA of Paramecium sonneborni, 1085 nucleotides long. The record is from the annotation of a GenBank genome assembly. NCBI's taxonomy places the organism in Eukaryota, Ciliophora, Oligohymenophorea, Peniculida, Parameciidae.